Molecule: messenger RNA, 2387 nt
Organism: Penicillium subrubescens
Lineage: Eukaryota; Fungi; Ascomycota; Eurotiomycetes; Eurotiales; Aspergillaceae
Product: mitochondrial distribution and morphology protein
Exons: 3
Coding region: 56-2158 (700 amino acids)
Biological process (GO): mitochondrion inheritance
Cellular component (GO): mitochondrial inner membrane
Source: RefSeq, a predicted model, not a curated record
CCCUCUCUCUCUCCUGCUUUCUUCAACAGACCACAGGAUGUGAAGAUCCCCCAAAAUGUCCGCAAAUUUCGGACGCCGGCUAUACGCCCAUCUUUGGGAAUCGGCACAUCCAUUCCUCGGCCGCAUACGACCGAAUCGCGUGCCCGGUCCCGACGCUUCCUCGAGAACCGCCUUUGACUCGAUUUUCGCCAACCAUAGACGCUUAUCGUCAGCCCCCGGAAAGCCCACCCAGCUAACGCGGCGAUUUGCUUCUGGGGGAUUCCUGGUGCUCGUGUCUCCAAGCUCGACAGCGGCAGAAACUAGCGCCGCGUGCAUUAUUCCAUCAAAAAAGUUGACUGCUCAGUAUAUCUGGAAGCGCGCUUUGCAUACUCCGAAUGACCGUUUACGUGAAGGAGCCUCUUCUAAAGACUCAAAAUCUCCGAAAGAUGACGAACACCCUCAAAAAGUCCAAAAGACUGAUGACCAUUCCCCUCCUCACUCCUCCCCUUCAAACGCCUCUCAAGAUUCGCCCCCAUCUACGUCUUCAUCCACACCUCCUCAUCGCCACCAUUUAAUGGACCGUUUGCCGCAUAUGCCGCAUGUACAUCGACCCACAAAAGAAGAGCUUCUGGCUGCAGCAACUGGAUUUUGGUCGCGCCUCAAGGUGCGAUUCAAGUGGUUUUCUAUCCGCAGUGUCCGACCUUACAACUUGGAUGAGAUUACGGCGCUUUUCUCAUGGGUUCUUCUCGGUCAUGUGGUUUGGGUAGUUGUUGGAACUACAACAUUUUUCUCACUUCUCAUCCUUGCUAUCAAUACAGUCUUUGCGCAAGAAACACUCGCUGGGUGGGUUGGUAACUACUUGACCAAGUCAUCCGGAGUCAAGGUUGUCUUUGAAUCCGCUAUUGUCCCCAAGUGGAGAGGCGGCGUUAUUACGUUCAAAAAUGUUUUCGUGUCGAGGCGGCCUGGCCAAGGCACUGGCUACGUUAGCAAAGGUUCCCCCACGACGGCCGCUGCAGCCGCUGCCGCCGCGGCUCGCGGUGAACAUGAAAACGGGUCCGAGGAGUCGGCCGUGCCCGAGGAGGAAGAUACAAAUUACACCCAAUUCGACCUCUCUAUCGAAACCGUCAAUGUGACUUUAUCAUUCACGAAAUGGCUCAACGGAAAGGGCCCUCUUCGGGAUGUCGAAGUCAAGGGUAUUCGAGGUGUCGUCGAUCGCCGCCACGUCUGGUGGCCAGCCGAAGAUUUAGACCCUUUGUCUUAUCGUCACGAGCAUAACCCCGGCGAUUUCGAGAUUGAUUCAUUCAAGAUGCACGAUGUGCUUGUUUCAAUCUAUCAGCCUGACAAUUUUAGACCAUUCUCUGUCAGCAUCUUCUCUUGCGACCUUCCACAGCUCCGAAGGCAGUGGCUCUUCUACGAUUUCCUUUCCGCCAACAUGAUGUCCGGAUCCUUCGAUAACUCACUUUUUACAAUCCACCCCCGCCAAACCCAUGGCUUUACCGGAGCUCGCCUGGAAGAUGGCAUGGAGGAAGAUGGCAAACCCAGCCCAUGGAAGAAACAUAACCGUAUCCGGGUCGAUGGACUGAAUAUCGACCAUCUCAACCGUGGUGUCCAAGGUCCAUUUUCAUGGAUUCACGAAGGAACCGUAGACAUUGUCGCGGAUAUCAUGCUCCCCGUCGAAAACGACGAGAGCAUCGCCAAGGUCAUGGCAGACUUCUACGACCGACUGGAAGCCACUGUCACCUCCAACCAAUACACCGAGACCUUGUCUCAACGAUCUCAAAAAGACCCCGAGUCAUUAUCAGAGGCCGAUAAGCGCUUCAUUGCAAUGGAUCUACGCGUCAAUCUCAACAACGUCCGAGCCGCAGUUCCAAUCUUUACCCGAGACCUCUCCUAUAUCAACAACGCCCUCAUUCGACCAAUUGUCGCAUACAUCAACUCCAAGCGCACUUUUAUCCCUAUCAAUUGUCGUCUCGUCAAACGUGCCAGUGACUUUGAUGGAAGCUGGACUAUCUUCGACAGUGGCUUGAUGGACGACCUCUCAGCAGCCACUUAUGAUGCGUUUGCACGAGACGUUGUAGACGAUGAAGCCCGCAAACGGCGUUUCAAGAAGGUUGGAUUUUGGUCCCUUCAGCUGGCGGCCCAGGCCAUCUUCAUAGGCAUGGCCGGCAACAUCGCAUGAUUCUGUACAUUCAUACCUUAUCUCAUGAGUUUUCUUCUGCAUUUGGUGCGGAGGAAGCCAUCUUGGCGUUGGAGGGCUCUGUAUCAUAGCAACAUCUUUCUGCAUUUCGAGGAGUCUGGAGCAUCUCGUGGAUCUAUCCAUCCACCUUUGGUUUGUGGGCGGAAACUCGCUCCCCUCUACACAUUACUAUCAAAUCUACUGGCUUGUACCAUAUACCAUUUGCUCGUCC